AUGAAGAAGAUGAGCAACAUUUAUGAGUCAGCUGCCAAUACACUGGGAAUCUUUAACAGCCCCUGCCUGACCAAAGUUGAGCUGCGUGUGGCAUGCAAAGGCAUUUCCGACAGAGAUGCUCUUUCCAAACCAGACCCCUGUGUCAUCCUCAAGAUGCAGUCCCACGGGCAGUGGUUCGAGGUUGACAGAACAGAGGUGAUUCGCACCUGCAUCAACCCAGUGUAUUCAAAACUGUUUACCGUGGACUUUUAUUUUGAGGAGGUGCAGCGCUUGCGGUUUGAGGUCCACAACAUCAGCAGCAACCACGAUGAGCUGAAGGAGGCUGACUUCUUGGGCGGCAUGGAGUGCACACUUGGCCAGAUUGUUUCCCAGAGAAAGCUGUCCAAAUCCUUGCUGAAGCACGGGAACACGGCAGGGAAAUCCUCCAUCACGGUGAUUGCUGAGGAAUUAUCUGGCAAUGAUGACUACGUUGAACUUGCCUUCAACGCACGGAAACUGGAUGACAAGGAUUUCUUCAGUAAGUCUGACCCAUUUCUGGAAAUUUUUCGAAUGAAUGAUGAUGCAACUCAGCAGCUUGUGCACCGAACUGAGGUUGUGAUGAAUAACUUAAGCCCAGCCUGGAAAUCAUUCAAAGUAUCAGUAAAUUCUCUAUGCAGUGGAGAUCCCGACCGCCGGCUGAAGUGCAUAGUAUGGGACUGGGACUCCAAUGGCAAACAUGAUUUCAUUGGAGAAUUCACCUCAACAUUCAAGGAGAUGAGAGGAGUAAUGGAAGGAAAACAGGUGCAGUGGGAGUGCAUCAACCCCAAGUACAAAGCCAAGAAGAAGAAUUAUAAGAACUCGGGCAUUGUGAUUUUGAACCAGUGCAAGAUCCACAAGAUGCAUUCUUUCUUGGACUACAUCAUGGGUGGCUGCCAAAUCCAGUUUACAGUAGCUAUAGAUUUCACAGCCUCGAAUGGGGACCCCAGGAACAGCUGUUCCCUGCACUACAUCCACCCCUACCAGCCCAAUGAGUACCUGAAGGCCUUGGUGGCCGUGGGGGAGAUUUGCCAAGACUAUGACAGUGACAAAAUGUUCCCAGCCUUUGGGUUCGGUGCCAGGAUACCCCCAGAGUACACGGUAUCUCACGACUUCGCAAUCAACUUUAAUGAAGACAACCCAGAAUGUGCAGGGAUUCAAGGAGUUGUGGAAGCCUACCAGAGCUGCCUUCCCAAACUCCAGCUCUAUGGCCCCACCAACAUCGCUCCCAUCAUCCAGAAGGUCGCCAAGUCAGCAUCAGAGGAGACCAACACCAAGGAGGCAUCGCAAUACUUCAUCCUGCUGAUCCUGACUGACGGGGUCAUCACAGACAUGGCCGACACGAGAGAGGCCAUCGUCCAUGCCUCCCACCUCCCCAUGUCGGUCAUCAUCGUGGGAGUGGGCAACGCAGACUUCAGUGACAUGCAGAUGCUGGACGGCGACGAUGGGAUUCUGAGGUCGCCCAAGGGAGAGCCCGUCCUUCGCGACAUCGUCCAGUUCGUGCCCUUCAGGAACUUCAAACACGCAUCUCCAGCUGCCCUGGCAAAGAGCGUGUUGGCUGAAGUCCCAAACCAAGUCGUGGACUAUUACAAUGGCAAAGGGAUUAAGCCAAAAUGUUCAUCAGAAAUGUAUGACUCUUCCCGGACACUGGCUCCAUGA
This is a messenger RNA of Balaenoptera ricei (Rice's whale), 1674 nucleotides long. RefSeq names its product copine 4 (gene CPNE4). The record is from RefSeq and is a predicted model, not a curated record. The transcript has 15 exons. Gene Ontology annotation, cellular component: plasma membrane. NCBI's taxonomy places the organism in Eukaryota, Metazoa, Chordata, Mammalia, Artiodactyla, Balaenopteridae. The coding region runs from base 1 to 1674 and encodes 557 amino acids. Gene Ontology annotation, biological process: cellular response to calcium ion. Gene Ontology annotation, molecular function: calcium-dependent phospholipid binding.